AUGUAUGUUAGGAUUGGCAGGAUAAACAAAAUAGUCAACAGACACGACCUUCACAAGAUAUUCACAUUCACUAGACCUAUCUAUAAGUCAAUAGAAUGUUCUUCGGGCAUUCAGCUAUACUUUUAUAGCACGUUGCACGAAAUUGUGAUGGCACAACAACUUAACAACGAAAAUUUAAUUGAACGCUUGGAGGUCUGCUUCAUCGAGUAUACGUUAGAGGAGGAGCUCUGCCUAUCCAUCUCCUCCUCUAGGCCUUCCUGCUGUUUGUAUGCCAUUUGCGAUGGAGAUGUUUGUAUAGAUAUGAUCCAGAGGUUCUUCGGAUCUCCUAUUAAAUGUUACUUGAGGACUGGGAGAUCCAAAGAAAGAUAUCUUGUCGAGUUUAAGGAGCAAGUGGAGGUAAGAAAGCCUGAUUUCAUGAGGUGCACACUUUCCUUUGAGGAUUAUAUAGACUACAUAGUGAGGGCCGGUAUUUAUGAUUACAAAUAA
This is a messenger RNA of Encephalitozoon romaleae SJ-2008, 486 nucleotides long. RefSeq lists its product as hypothetical. Lineage: Eukaryota; Fungi; Microsporidia; Unikaryonidae. The transcript has a single exon. The coding region runs from base 1 to 486 and encodes 161 amino acids. The record is from RefSeq and is a predicted model, not a curated record.